Molecule: messenger RNA, 2002 nt
Organism: Anastrepha ludens (Mexican fruit fly)
Lineage: Eukaryota; Metazoa; Arthropoda; Insecta; Diptera; Tephritidae
Gene: Mcm10
Product: protein MCM10 homolog
Exons: 3
Coding region: 89-1888 (599 amino acids)
Biological process (GO): DNA replication; DNA replication initiation
Cellular component (GO): replication fork protection complex; nucleus
Molecular function (GO): single-stranded DNA binding; DNA replication origin binding
Source: RefSeq, a predicted model, not a curated record
CAUCGAUACAUCGAUUACAGCUGUUUCCAUUCCUAUUCAUGUGAGAAUUUAAAUUGCGCUAUUAUUAUAUUUUGAUUAUUAUACCAUAAUGAAUGAAUCGGUUAAUGAAGAUAUUGGUGGAUAUGAUAAUGAACUUUUAGCUUUGGAUGCACUUUUGGCAGGCGUUGAAAAUGAAGGAUUAAAAACGAAGGGACUUGAGAAGGAUGUGGUAAAUAAUAUCCACUCGAACGAUACGGAUAAAGUUGAAUACUACCUUGAAAGCAAAUUCAAUAAAUAUGGUGGCAAUAUAAUUCAACCUGUAUCCCAGCCUUCUGAAACAAGUGGCUCAGACCUGAAAGAUUUCAAAUUAAGCAAGAAAGGAUCAUGGCUCAGUGGGCCGGAAGUGUCAAUUCCUACUGACUCUAUAUUUGGUUUGCGAAUUAUGAAUCUUCAAAUUUCGAUUGCACUGCUAACGGAGAGAAUGGCUAACCGGAAAGCUGUUACGUUCAAAGAAUUACCCAAGUAUAUAUUAAAAGGUUUGUCAAGCGAUUGGGUGAUUGCUGGUGUUAUAUUAUCUAAGGAAACGAAGUGUACUUCUAAAACUGCCAAUCAUUUUUCAAUUUGGAAACUCUCAGAUUUGCAAGGAGACAUUAAAACGAUAUCGGUUUGUUUGUUCCAAAAUGCACACGAUGAAUUGUGGAAAACUCCAACUGGAAUGUGUGUAGCCAUUCUAAACCCUUCCUUAAGUGAAAAAAAAAAUUAUAACAGGGAAAUUGCUAAUCUGUCUAUUGACUCUUCAAAAAAAGUCCUGAUUUUAGGAAAGUCUAAAGAUUUGGGUGUAUGCAAAACUAUAAAGAAAAAUGGAGAGCACUGUAAGAAUUUCGUAAACGUCAGCGAAUCUGAUUUUUGUAUUUUCCAUAUAGAAAAAGAAUAUAACAAAAAUAGUUCCAUUAAGAAAAACGGAAGACUGCUAGCCUGUAGUAUUAAAUCAACUCCACGUUACAACACCGGUAAACUUUGUCAACGGGAUAAAAGAAUAAUGGAUUCCUUAAACACAGCAAUUAAACCAUUGACAAUCAUCGAUAAUACACCACUAACUGCAAAUAUCGCAAAACCUGUUACAGCCAAUGUGUUAGAUCAAAGGUUCAACUCUAAGAUUGCUUAUAGCGUUGAGGCAGGAGCGAAACAGCGGUUGACAGACCUAGACCGUAUAAAAUCCUUUAAUUCGUCAGCGACUAAAAGUAGUAUACAAUUUAAGGGACUGGAGACAAACGCAUCUGCCAUGCAAAAAGCUAUUAAUGUGCUAAGGAAAUGUCCUGUUGAAAAAGUAAAUCCUAAUUCAAUUCGCGGAACAAAAGAAGGUAAAAAACGGGCAAUGGAAGUUCUUCACGAAAUGAAUGAACCAAAGAAAAGAAAAACUGAAGAAACCUCUAAGAUUCACUUGACGGAUAUUUUAGAAACCAAUUCAACGCACAAGGAAUUGAUAGAUGUUCGACAGAGAGAAGAAGAAGAUAAAUAUUUUAAUAGACUUGAAAAAAAAGAAGCAAUGGAAGAAAAAAUGUUAAACACAUAUAAACUGCCUUGCAAAGCUGUUAUAUGUAAAAAUUGCAAGUAUGCCGCGUUUUCCGCGGCUGAUCGCUGUAAAGAAGAACGGCACACUCUGAAAGUAAUUGAUGCUGUAAAGCGUUUUUUUCAAUGCAAAGACUGUGGAAAUCGUACAACGUCUCUUUUUAAAAUUCCAAAGUUGAGUUGUACGAACUGCACUGGUUCAAGAUGGGAAUAUUGCGCCAUGAUACGGGAUCGGAAAGUACAUGAUUCCUCCAAAGAACUUUCUGUAAGAGGGGAUGAAGAGACAUUUUUGGGAGCCACAUCGAAAAUUAAUAUCAACUUGCUACUGCCAAUAGAUUAAAAAUAAAUAUUUGUAAAGUUAUUGAGGAAUAUGUUUAAUCAAAAUUGCUUGUUGUAAAAUACAUUAAACCCGUCGUUGUACAACUUUCAAUAAAUAAUGAAAUGCAUUUAUUAA